AUGCCUCCCAAAUUGCGCGGCUCCUUACAAAGGAGCCUACGGCGUGUCCAGAAUAGCGCAUCGGACCUCCCCUGCCCGUCCUGCGCAACCUUUCGACGAGCGCUCUCUACGCGUCGGUCCGCCAACAUCUCCGACGGAAAUCGCCAGUCCUCAUCGUGGGCAGCGUCACCUCGCCCAUCCACCACUUCCUCGGUGAUCCAUUCCGGCAGACAGGUGCCACCGCGGUUGAGGGAGCUGUACGAGGCUCUGGGCCAGGUGCAAAAUGUUGCGACGGAACAGGUCAACCUGAGUCGAUUGCAACUUGCGUUGCGGGGGUUAGAGUCGGAGGUGCCUCUUAUUCGAGUAGCUGGUGGGUCUCUUUCUCUUUCGCUCCUGCAAUCGAUUACUUGCCUGGAGGAUGGAGCUCAUUCGUUCUUCUAG
Messenger RNA from Aspergillus melleus, 420 nucleotides. RefSeq lists its product as uncharacterized. The transcript has a single exon. The coding region runs from base 1 to 420 and encodes 139 amino acids. The record is from RefSeq and is a predicted model, not a curated record. NCBI's taxonomy places the organism in Eukaryota, Fungi, Ascomycota, Eurotiomycetes, Eurotiales, Aspergillaceae.